Dufourea novaeangliae is the source of this 3730-nucleotide messenger RNA. RefSeq names its product MLX-interacting protein (gene Mondo). The transcript is spliced from 16 exons. Bases 264 to 3353 code for a protein of 1029 amino acids. The record is from RefSeq and is a predicted model, not a curated record. Gene Ontology annotation, molecular function: DNA-binding transcription factor activity, RNA polymerase II-specific; protein dimerization activity; RNA polymerase II cis-regulatory region sequence-specific DNA binding. Gene Ontology annotation, biological process: regulation of transcription by RNA polymerase II. Gene Ontology annotation, cellular component: nucleus. NCBI's taxonomy places the organism in Eukaryota, Metazoa, Arthropoda, Insecta, Hymenoptera, Halictidae.
UUGUAGACGCGGAUCGUGCAAAUGGCGUCACUGCCAGUAUGAGCGAGCGUAUGCUGUGUAAUAACGCGUACGGGCCUCGUCCGGGCGCGGCGCCGCGCGGCCCAGCCUGACGGCGAGCGUGAGUGCGACGAUAUUAGUCAAGAUCGAGGAAAAUAAGAAUCCAAGAGGAUCGUUAAAAUCGUUGUCGAAGUUGCAACGGUGUGUACGUAUCGACAACGAGUGGUGACACGCAGUGAGAAAGAGAGAGUGUUCGCUGUAGAGGGAUGCAGGCCGAACUGAUGUACCGAAAACCGUUGACGAUGACGACGUCCGGCCAGAGUUUUCAUCGUCCUGGGAUAGGGAAGAAGGAGCACGGCGGCAGGGACUCGAGGGAGACGAUACACUCUGGACACUUCAUGGUCUCCGAUUUCGAGGCGGAGGCGCAGGACGACGAGGACGAGCUAGCCGUGCCGGUACCCGACGAGGAGGCGGCGGUCAAGCUGGCGAUCAUCGCGCCCGGCGGUUUCCUGCACGAGAAAUUUAUCAACAGCUUCUCCGGCGAAAAGUGUUCCCCGCCGCUCAGUAUCGAGACGUCCUUGAACAAGCUGUUCCAGUGCAUGUCACUCGCCUACAGACAGAAACUGACAUCGCCCAAGUGGAAUCGGUUCAAAGGAAUCAGGCUGAGAUGGAAGGACAAGAUCCGGCUGAACAACGUGAUCUGGAGGUGCUGGCACAUGCAGUUUAUACUGAAGCAGAACACGUUGGUGUGCCAGUUCGCAUCCCCGUUGGAUGUUGACACUCAUAAUAAACCCGAGGCGGUGGUCUUAGAGGGCAAAUACUGGAAGCGAAAACUUGCUGCAGUUACUGCGGAAUACAAGAAAUGGCGUAUGUUCUACCGGAACAAGAUCCUUGGCUGGACGAACAAGGAUGGCACCGAGAUGAUGGAAUCGAUGGACGUGUUAGAUUGGGGCAGCGGAUUAGGAACCUCUGGGAACUACGGAGGAGGUACUGGCAACACACACGGAGGAAUCAGUGGGACUCCAGGUGGAGAGAGUAUGAUGGUUGAUGAGGAUUACAUGGAGCUUAUGACUGAUACGUUAUUUUCAACAAUCAGUUCGAAUCAACCAAUAUACUUUCCCGAUCCGAGAGAAAUUGCGCGUGGGGCCAGUCUGGCGGAUUUCAUACAGCCCAGCCUGGGUCCGCUCCAACCGAAUUUGGACGAUUUUAUGGACACCCUUGAACCGUUGCAAGAAUUUUUGAAUUCGAAGCUACCUCCUGUCCCCGAGGAGGACGACAUGUUUCGUAGUAGCGCGCUGAACUCGAACUAUCCCGAUCUGGACUUAAUGACGCCCAUGAAUCAGAUGAACGAGAUGGGCCAAGGAUCGUCGGUGAAAAACGAGCAAGCCACGCAGUCGGCGUUGUCGCAGAACGACCAGGGAAACACGAUACAAAAUCUUCAGUAUACCGCCAAGAUAUAUACUCAACCUGAACCAACGAAUGCCUUCAGGAAUAAUAUUGGUCUGAACGAGAAUUACAACGCUAUGCAACAGAGCUACGAACCUUCCCCAGCGAGUCAACCGGUGAGAGAGAAGAGUCGAGCAAGACGGGUCUCGUCGAGGAGCAAUCGAAUAAUUCAACAGCCCCAACAACAACAACAACAACAACAACAACAACAGAACACAUAUCAACGAUCAACGCAGCAACAGAGUUCAGGGUUCCAACAAAGUUCCCAACCUCCAUUCGCCAUGGAGAUUCAAACCGUUCAGUUGACGGCGGUUCAGAAUCAAGUGCAAAUAUCGCCGAUGAACGAUCAGUCUGUUCAUGCUGCUAAUCAAAUAUCAUCCAUCAGUGGACACGUUCAGAAUUUGGCGGCGGUGCAACAGAAUUUCGUAGGAACCAACUGCUCGGUACCCACUCAGCAUCGAACAAUUCGACCUCUGCCGCCGGUCGCUCCGAUCUCCGCCAAACCGUACAAAACCGUGCAACCGCAACAAUGCUACAAGUUCUCCGGUCUGCCGCAAAACUUUAAUGCGCAGCAAUGUAAAUUCAACACCAACAAUUUCAAGACACACCCACCGCAGCAAGUCGUGUCGGUCACCGCGGAGCAAUCGUCGCAAUCGCCGAUACUGUUGCAGUGCAGACCCUCGGGACUGGAUCUCACCACGCCGAACGUGCAACCCGCGAAACUGCUUCCGCAAUCACCCGCGAUCAAUACAGAGAAGGAAGAGGUUUUCGCUGUACCGAAGUAUCAGAUGAAAGCGAGGAAUAGAUCUCGAAGCAGUUCAUCGCUAACUGCGCCGAGAAUGCACCCGCCGCCGUUAGUGUCUGCAGCGAGCGAUCCCGCUCUAAAUCUAAAUAACAAUGUAUUGCUCGCGCAGUUACUCACGAAUAACACAUCUGGUAUAUACACAAUGAAUAGUCCGGCUGAUAAUAUAAUGCCGACAGUGAACCAAACAGCCACCACUAUGAAACACAUCUUACCCAUGCUUCCACCUUCAGCUUCGCCCGCGCAGGUGACGACCACACAUCAGAUCACCACACCGAUUACUGUCCAAACGAUGCAAACCACUACGGUGCAGGUCCAACCACAGCAGCAGCCACAAAAUAGCCCCGGGUCACCGAAGGACAGUUCGAACGCGCACAGCCCUCAGGCGUUGAGCCUCAGCCCUUUGCACAGUCCAAUGAGUAUAGGGAGCCCGUUGUCGCCUUCCCGAGGAUACAUAAAAGGCGAAUCGGAACGGGGACAGUACAAGGAGCAAAGAAGAGUCGGGCAUAUCCACGCCGAGCAAAAGCGUAGAUAUAAUAUUAAGAAUGGAUUCGACAUGCUGCACAGUUUGAUACCGCAGCUCAGCCAAAACCCGAAUCCGAAGCUGAGCAAGGCCGCCAUGCUGCAAAAGGGGGCGGAUUAUAUAAGACAGUUGAGGGCGGAAAGGAAUCAAUUGAAGGAGGAAAUGAAUAGCUUGAGCCAUCAAAUUGAGUGCCUUAGUGCAUCGAUUAGUAACUAUCAGGCUAUGCUUCCUGCAACGGGUGCUCCGAUUUCUAGACACAGAACUAGUAAAAUGAAAGAGAUGUUCGACGAAUACGUGCGCACGCGUACGAGGGAAAAUUGGAAAUUUUGGAUUUUCAGUAUAUUGCUUGAGCCAUUGAUGAUUUCCUUCAAUACUUCAGUAUCAACCGCCAGUAUAGAAGAUUUAUACAGAAGUACAAUGUUAUGGGUCGAGCAGCAUUGCUCGCUCGUCGAUCUCAGACCAGCUGUUCUGAAGUCCCUGAAGUAUCUGUGCACUGCCACUGAUAUUCUGUCAGACCCUGGUCGCUUGCCUGAAGAAGCACUCGCAGCAGUAAAUUGCACAGAACCACGACGAUCUACUCAGUGACCAAUACGCGAAUCCAUCGUGGAAUGUAUUUGCCUACACCUUUAAGAUUUACCCUCGUAACGAGAAGGAGAAAGUUACCGUAGUUUAAUCCAGUUUUGGGAGUCUCACUUACGUGAAAAAGAAUUUCUUAAAACGGUCGAUUCCUUUUUUUUUUCUUUUUUACAGUAGAUACUCUGGUUUCCUUUCGCCAGCAAAACGGCGGUUGAACAAUGGGGAAACUACUUAAAAAGUGCAAUUUCGCCCUCUGUGUCCUUGUCAAAAUUGUGAUCACCGAGAUUUGCAACACCAAAUCAUAGAAAAGUGCGUGGAAAAUAUAAAUGGCGAAUGAAUUUAAUCGUGAACUAUGUUUAACGAACUAUUUCUAUAUAUAAAUAUAU